AUGGAACUAUCGCACAGCUUAACGCUUAACGAGGAUGCUCUCGCCCAGAUACCGGAACAGAAACGUCCGGUGUUUAUCUUCGAGUGGUUGCGCUUCCUCGAUAAGGUGCUGGUGGCGGCCCAGAAGUCUGACAUUAAGGGGUGCCAGAAGAAGCUAGUGGAGCAGCUGACGCAGCACAUUCAGGGUUCGCCUGGGCCGCCAACACGAAAGCUGAUCGCCCGAUGCCUGGCAACGCUCUUCUCUGUCGGUGACACGUUUCUGCUGUUCGAAACGGUUAACAAGUGCAACGACAUCCUGAAGAACAAGGAUGAUUCGCCCAGCUACCUACCGACGCGAUUGGCCGCGAUCUGCGUCGUCGGGUGCAUGUACGAAAAGCUGGGCCGCAUGAUGGGCCGUUCGUACGAGGAAACGGUCCAGAUACUGCUCAAGUCACUGAAGAAUGCCGAAUCGCAGUCCCGUAUUGAGAUUAUGAUCACGCUGGAGAAAGUUUGCGCCGGCAUGGGUUCGGCCAUCGUGAACGUGCAUAAGGACAUCUACAAAGCGGUGCGCUACUGUUUGACCGAUCGAGUGAUGGCCGUCAGGGUGGCCGCUUCCAACUGUUUGCUGGAGAUGACGAAACAUGCCCCGUUCCUGUACACGAGCGAGUUGGAAAGCCUGGCGUCUCUGUGUUUCCGAGCGUUCGACAGCUGCAACUACGAGGUUCGGUGCGCCGUGGCGAAGCUUCUGGGGACGUUGAUAGCCUGCACACAGAACGGAAGUUUGCGCAACUUCAGCAGCAUGACCGCUUCGGCGUCGAGUACGAAAUCGUUGCGACCGGUCUCGCUGGAUGAAGCGCUUGGUGUACUAAUGUCCGGCUUUUUGCGUGGCGGUGUGUCGUUUCUAAAAGGCACGGGAGAGAUUAUAAAAGGCAGUUCCGGGGUAAACCGUGAGGUGCGCGUCGGCGUAACGCACGCGUAUGUCGUGUUUGUGCAGACCAUGGGAGGGUUGUGGUUGGAGCGCAACCUACAACCGUUUCUGGUGCACGUGCUUGACCUGGUAGCGAACCCAAAGGCGGCCUCUUCGCACGUGGACGCGGUUUACUCGCGCAAAUGUAUCAACUUUAUCCUGCGCUCGGUGAUCGGUAAGAUGCUGGGCGAGAAAGCACAAUCGUCCGCCUGCAAAGAGCUGAUCCAUCUGAUCGCGAAGCAGAUGAACUCGAUCGACUUCAACCCGGAGAACGCAAAGGAUUCUAAUCAGGAGACGCUCUUCAGUCAGCAUCUGCUCGUGUGCGCGCUGCAAGAACUGGGCAGCUUGGUGCUACUGUUAGGCACCACGGCCCAGAAUUUGCUCGCCGAUCAGUCGCUCAACUUUAUUGACGCCAUCUGUGCCGUCCUCAUACAUCCGUGUAUGGCAGCACGGUUGGCGGCCGCAUGGUGUUUGCGGUGUGUUUGCGUGGCCGUCCCGGGUCAAAUUACGCCACUAAUCGAUCGGUUCAUCGAAGCAAUCGAGAAGAUGCGCACAUCGCCGGAUGCCAUUUCCGGGUACAGCGGCGCGCUGGCCGCGGUACUUGGUGGAGUGCGCCAUUCACCGCUGGGGAUACCGCAUACGCGGGGAAAGAUCAUCUUCAACACGGCGGAGGAACUGCUACGAACGGCGAGUCAAAAUAGUCGACUGUCGUUGAAUCGGACACAGGCCGGAUGGCUGCUGAUUGGUGCAAUAAUGACGCUCGGAGUGCCGGUGGUGAAGGGUUUACUGCCGCGGAUGUUGCUACUGUGGCGCAACGCUUUCCCGCGCUCGACCAAGGAACUGGAAUCGGAGAAGGCACGCGGCGAUGCGUUUACGUGGCAGGUUACGCUGGAGGGUCGAGCCGGUGCCUUGUCUGUGAUGCACAGUUUUUUGCUUCACUGUCCCGAGCUGGUAACCGACGACAUAACGCGGCGUCUUCUGACACCUAUCGAAAGCGCUCUAGCCAUGCUUAUCAACAUAACGUCGGUGUUAAAAAAUUACGGGCAACAUUUGAAGGCACCGACGGCAAUGGUACGCUUGCGGCUCUACGAAACUCUUGCCCUGCUACCGGCAAACGCCCUCGAAUCGUCCUAUACACAUCUGUUGCGCAUGCUAGUGUCGGAGUUUACCCUAACGGAGAAUCCGGCCAAUACCACCACUUCGUACCUCCGGCAGAUGUGCCACGGUAAUGAUUCGAUCAUUCUGGGAACCUGGCUGCAGGACACCGAUCAUCGCACGAUCGAAGAUCAGAUGGAACCGAACCGUAAGGCGGACGGUGACUACUUGCAACCCAACAGUGCGGCCGGUUCCGGAGCCCUUGAGCACGACGCUUGCUGCCUGUACCGUGCGAUCGCGGCCACUGAACAGUGCCCGGGUCCACUACCACUCGGGGUGGCCGUCAUCGAUAUGUCUGUGACGCUGUUCGGGUUGAUCUUCCCGAAGGUGGCCAACAAGCACCGACUGCAGAUGCUGGAACACUUUGGGGAGUGCAUUAAGCACGCGAAAAGCUCUCGACAGGAGGCGGUACAGAUGAACAUCUUCACAGCGCUGCUGAGCGGCCUGAAGGGACUGACCGAAACGAAGGCCGCCAUCGGGCAGGACGAUGUCCGGAAGAGUGCCACGAACCUCAUCCUCGGUGCGCUGACCAGUACGAAUCCGAUCUUGCGCUGUGCGGCGGGCGAAGCACUUGGACGGAUCGCGCAGGUGGUCGGUGAUUCGCGAAUCACGGCCGAACUGGCACAGACCAGUUUCGAUCGGUUGAAAUCGGCGCGCGAUGUUGUUACACGAACCGGUCACUCGUUGGCGCUCGGCUGCCUGCAUCGUUACGUUGGUGGCAUGGGCUCGUCGCAGCAUCUGAACACGAGCGUGUCGAUUCUGCUCGCCCUGGCCCAGGAUGGCAGUUCGCCCGUGGUGCAGGUGUGGUCACUGUACGCCCUUUCGCUGAUUGCCGACUCCGGUGGGCCAAUGUUCCGCGGUUACGUAGAGCCCACGCUUUCGCUGGCGCUGAAGCUUCUGCUGACCGUUCCUCAGUCGUACGUGGACGUCCACCAGUGCGUUGGGCGCGUGCUGAGUGCACUGAUCACGACGAUCGGUCCCGAACUGCAGGGCAACUCGACGUCCGUCUGCACUGCCCGUUCGUCGUUUCUCUGUGCGGCCGCAAUCAUGCAGGCGCACUCGGAUCCGCUGGUGCAAGCGGAAGCUACCGGGUGUCUCCAGCAGUUGCAUCUAUUCGCACCGCGUCACGUCAACCUGUCGACACUCGUUCCUAAUCUGUGCCAGAAUUUGAGCAGUAACUAUCUGAUGCUCCGGAAGGCGGCCGUUUCCUGUCUGCGUCAGCUGACGACGCGCGAAGCAAAGGAAGUUUGCGAGCAUGCGGCCAAUCUGGUGAGCGACGAGGACCGGUACGCGCUCUCCGAUUACGGGCUGCCGGGUGUACUGUUCGGCAUGCUGGACACCGAGAGCGACAGUGAGAUGAUUCGUAACAUUCACGACACGAUCACCUCGAUGCUGCAGAUCCUGGCGGCCGACAAUCUGUCCCAGUGGUUGAGUAUGUGCAAGAACGUGCUGACCGUGGCGUCCGACUCUGGUGGAAAGGAAGGGAAAGUGGAUGCGAGUGUGGCCGCGACGGGUGCUUCUGGCGAUGGUGGCGAUCACGAAGACGACACCGACGAUGACGAUGACGAUGAUGACAAUAUCGAGUUUCACGCCGAGGAUCAUCAAGCGACGCACCCGGCCGUACAGCCACGCUGGCCGACCCGAGUGUUUGCGGCCGAGUGCGUGAGGAAGGUGAUCGCUAGCUGUGAGAGUGCCGGGGCGAAUCACUUCGAUCUGGUCAGUGCCAAGGAGCAGCAGAUGACGAAAUCACGGGGCGAUUUUCUCGUGCUGCACCUUUCCGAUCUGAUCCGGAUGGCGUUUAUGGCGGCGACCAGCGACUCGGACCAGUUGCGGUUGGAGGGUCUUAAGACGCUCCAGGAAGUGAUCGACAAGUUCGCACACGUCCCGGAGCCCGAAUUUCCGGGCCACCUGCUGUUGGAGCAGUUUCAAGCGCAGGUUGGUGCAGCACUGCGGCCCGCCUUCUCGCAGGACACCCCGUCGCACGUGACGGCGGCCGCGUGUGAGGUGUGCAGCGCGUGGAUCGGUUCCGGAGUGGCACGCGAUCUGAACGAUUUGCGGCGCGUACACCAGCUGCUCGUGUCGAAUCUGAGCAAAUUGAACAGCCGCACCAACAGCACGCAGCUGUACAACGAAAGCAUGGCCACGCUCGAGAAGCUGAGCAUCCUGAAGGCCUGGGGCCAGGUGUACAUUAUGGCCAUGAUCGGCCACGGCGAAGCGCCAGCCAGUCAGAUGCUGAAGACGCUCUGCUCGGCGGCGGUCCUUCCGGCGGCGGCGGCCGUCACGAGCGAAUUCAAUCGCCUCACGUUCGACGACGAGUUUGGAGACUUUGAAAGCCGCGGAGAAAGCUUGCUGUCGCUGGUGCAACCGGAGCUUGAGAACCUGUCCAAGCAUUGGUUGGCCGCUCUGAAGGACUACGCGUUGCUGUCGCUGCCGGCCGAGUACGCUAGCCAGUUGCCGCACGACGGUGGAGCAUUCUACACGAACGACACGAUGAACUUGUCGAAGCCGCACUACCUGAUUUCCUGGCCCGCCAUUCUGUACGCGGCCGCCCUCUGGCUGAAGGCGGAAGGUUUCGCGCAAAGCGAACAGAAACUGUCUGCGGAGCAGGCGGACGAUAGGGCCAACGCAAACGAGAUAUCGCACGGUAGCCUGAGUGCCGAUCGGUUCCAUCUGAUCUUUGGCAUUUGUAUGGAGGCGUUGUGUAGUACCCGAACGAACGAGAAGCUCGACUGUGUGAUCGCCUGUCUGCAGUCGCUGUACACAAUCUUCGACUCGACCUGGUCCCGGGCCGUGCUGAUGCGCAACGAGACGCUUCCCGUGGAACUGUGCAACGUGCUGCAUCGCCUCAUCCUAACGCGCGACAGUGCCGAAGUGCAGUUCCUGUGUAUAGCGAUCCUCAAGCAGACGAUCACGGCCGCCAACGAAUGUUUGGACGCGGAAAAGCAGGAAGCAAGAACAAUGGCCGCCAAUGGUGGCGCGGACGAUGGCACGGAAAGUGAAAAUGGUAACCAUCGAGGGGGAGAUGAGGGCGAGAUACUGCCCGGGAAAUCGUUGGUCUAUGCCGUGCUGGAAGUGGUGCUGUGCCUGUUGGCACGUCAAAUUCCGGCCAUGAAUCCCUCGCAAAGUACGCGUGUGGCCAACGAGCAGUUGCAGCUCAAAAUGGCCCUAGCCCAGCACGGCCUGAUCAAGCUGAGCGACGACAGUAGUCUGCUGGUAGCGAACGCUCUGCAAAGCUUGAACGAGCUCACGAAGCUCUGUUCACCGCUCGGUGCACUCUCGAUCCUGCCGACGGUGCUGUACCUAACCACCGGUGUCAUCAAGGAAGUGGCCACAAAGUCGGUCCACGAUGAGUCAAUUAUUGCCGGCACGGCGGUGGUGCAAGCUGCGCUGCAGCUGCUGAAAACUAUGGCCACCGAUCGGUACGCGCAACACGCACAAUCUGCCGACGAGUGGCGCAAGCUGCUUCAAAGCGCACUCGGGCGUAUCAUCGAUCUCACCAAGACCGGGUGCGAGGAGACGAAACUGGACGAAGUGACGGUGAUGCUGGCGAUCGCCGUCUUCCUGCUACACUCACCGGCAGCCGUCGUUUCGGUCCCCAAUCUGCAGUAUCCGUGCAUCAACCACUUCCGGCAGUGCUUCCAAAGUGGCUUACCGGCGGUGCGGCUAAAGUGCAUCCAAACGAUCCGCUCACUCUUUGCCAACUGCGAACUGAAGGUCUCCACACCGUACAUCCAUGCCCUGGCCCCGCGCCUGAUCGAACAGCUUUACUCGGAGCAGAGCCGCAAUCCAACCAACGAGCAUGAACUGGCGCUGGUGCUGGAGGGCAUCACAACGGUCGAAACGCUGAUCGCGCUUGCUGAACCACAGAACCACGAGUUAAUGCAAGGGAUACAAAUGCUGACGCUGUUGGUACCGAUCCUCAUCAACUAUCUGGACGAUCAGGACAAGCUACAGAGCGUUCAGCAGCAGCAGCAGCGUACCAAAUCGAAGUACGUGGCCGCUUUGAACGAUCACGCCAUCCAGUGGCUGAUGAAGAUCGGUCCAAAGUAUCCGCAAGAGUUCAAAACGCUCAUGGCGCAGGCACCGGAACUACGGCGAAAACUUGAGGCGGCCAUCAAGCGCAAUCAGUUGAAUGCGUCGCUACAGAAGAGCAAGAGUGAGGCAGCGAAUGCGGCGGCCCGGAACAGUGCCGCCCAGCAGCAGAAGCCUACGAUACAGCUGAAAACGGAUUUCAGUAACUUCAACCUUGCCUCCUAGGGCGUGUUCGUGCUCUCUUCCUCUCUUUCUCUCUCUCUCUUUCUGACCCUUCGAGUCCCUAUAUUCGCUGUGCAUUAGGACAUUGUAUUAUUUAUGUAACCAUACGCUCCACCACACGUUUCCGCGCGGGUUUCACCCAAGCGGCCAACUGCGCAUUGAUGUUAGAGAUCACCCGAUCACUCUCGGGUGCACUUCCUUCCUAAAUGAAUUUCCUUCCCCUCCACAAUGAU
Molecule: messenger RNA, 6587 nt
Organism: Anopheles cruzii
Lineage: Eukaryota; Metazoa; Arthropoda; Insecta; Diptera; Culicidae
Product: HEAT repeat-containing protein 5B
Exons: 9
Coding region: 1-6357 (2118 amino acids)
Biological process (GO): retrograde transport, endosome to Golgi; intracellular protein localization; endocytosis
Cellular component (GO): endocytic vesicle; Golgi apparatus; membrane
Source: RefSeq, a predicted model, not a curated record